Molecule: messenger RNA, 1713 nt
Organism: Fraxinus pennsylvanica
Lineage: Eukaryota; Viridiplantae; Streptophyta; Magnoliopsida; Lamiales; Oleaceae
Source: the annotation of a GenBank genome assembly
AUGGAUGAUGAUUUUGAGUUCCCGGCCGCAAACAACGAUGCAGAAAUGGCGAUGGGUGAUGAUGACAUGGAUCUCCCUGCGGGUAAUUCAAUUUUGAAAGUUGGAGAAGAAAAGGAUAUUGGUAGUGGCUUGAAAAAGAAGCUGCUUAAGGAAGGUGAUGGCUGGGAGAAACCCAGUUCUGGCGACGAAGUUGAAGUACAUUAUGUGGGUACUUUACUGGAUGGGACACAGUUUGAUUCUAGCCGUGAUCGAGGCACUCCCUUCAAAUUUAAGCUAGGCCAAGGUCAAGUAAUCAAAGGGUGGGAUGAAGGAAUCAAGACUAUGAAGAAAGGUGAAAAGGCCCUUUUCACUAUUCCUCCAGAACUGGCUUAUGGAGAGUCUGGAUCGCCUCCAACAAUACCGUCCAAUGCAACGCUUCAGUUCGAAGUUGAAUUGCUCUCGUGGAUCAGUGUAAAAGAUAUAUGCCAAGAUGGUGGAAUAUUCAAGAAAAUAACACUUCAGUUCGAAGUUGAAUUGCUUGCAUGGAUCAUCAAAUACGAGGCUCGGCUUGAGGAUGGAACCCUUGUUUCGAAAUCAGAAGGAGUGGAGUUCACAGUGAAUGAUGGUUAUUUCUGUCCUGCCCUUUCCAAAGCUGUUAAGACAAUGAAAAAGGGAGAAAAAGUCCUCUUGACUGUGAAACCUCAAUAUGGUUUUGGAGAGAAUGGCAGGGAGGCCACUGGUGAUGAAUGUGACGUGCCACCAAAUGCUACCAUUCAUAUAAAUUUGGAAUUGGUUUCAUGGAAAACAGUUUCAGAGAUUACCAGUGACAAAAAGGUUUUGAAAAAGAUACUCAAGGAAGGAGAGGGUUAUGAAAAACCCAAUGAUGGUGCCAUUGUGCAAGUAAAUUUGAUCGGGAAGCUGCAAGAUGGAACUGUUUUUGUGAAAAAGGGAUACGAUGAGGAGCCACCUUUUGAAUUUAAAGUAGAUGAAGAACAAGUUAUUGAGGGUCUUGAUAGAGCCGUGAAGACUAUGAAGAAAGGGGAAAUUGCACUUUUAACUGUACAGCCAGAGUAUGCAUUUGGUCCAUCUGAAUCUCCACAAGAACUGGCUGCUGUUCCUGGAAAUUCCACUGUGUAUUAUGAAGUUGAGAUGGUCUCCUUUGUGAAGGAGAAGGAAUCUUGGGAUAUGAGUACACCAGAGAAGAUUGAAGCUGCUGGGAAGAAGAAGGAUGAAGGGAAUGCAUUGUUCAAGACAGGAAAGUACGAAAGAGCCUCGAAGAGAUAUGAAAAGGCUGUCAAACUAAUCGAAUAUGAUUCCUCUUUUGGUGAGGAUGAGAAGCAACAGGCAAAGUUGCUCAAAGUCAGCUGCAAUCUGAAUAAUGCAGCUUGCAAGCUAAAACUCAAGGAUUACAAAGAGGCAGUGAAGCUUUGCACAAAAGUUUUGGAAAUCGAAAGUCAAAAUGUUAAAGCACUUUAUAGAAGGGCACAAGCAUAUAUUCAUCUAGUAGAUUUGGAUUUAGCAGAAUUGGAUAUUAAGAAAGCACUAGAAAUCGAUCCAGAUAACAGGGAUGUUAAAUUGGAAUACAAAGUUUUGAAGGAGAAAGUGAAGGAAUACAACAGGAAAGAUGCCCAGUUUUAUGGUAACAUUUUUGCGAAAAUGCUGGGGCAACCUAAAUCUGCAGAUGCAGAUGCAAAGAAUGAGACAGUACCAAUGACAAUAGACAGCAAGGCAUAA